Messenger RNA from Dendronephthya gigantea, 677 nucleotides. RefSeq lists its product as uncharacterized. Lineage: Eukaryota; Metazoa; Cnidaria; Anthozoa; Malacalcyonacea; Nephtheidae. The transcript has a single exon. Bases 1 to 642 code for a protein of 213 amino acids. The record is from RefSeq and is a predicted model, not a curated record.
AUGCCAAGGAUAACUGCAUCAAAGUGUAAGCGGGCAAUUCAAAAAGUGACUACAAGUCCCACUAAAGCAUUGCGUGACAUAUUGGGCUACAACAAGCGCAUCCAAACAUCAUACAUGCAAGAUGGAAAGGAUUCAGAACACAAAAUUAUAGAAAUGUAUGAACAAAGAAACAAUGUCAAUGUCCAACCAUGUGGAUUUUUCAUAUCUGUCACCCAUCCGUUUCUUGGUGCAACACCAGAUGUUUGGUUUGGGGAUGAGGGUAUAAUUGAAGUAAAAAAGAUCCACCCACACACUGCAGAAUCCUUACUGGAUGCCCUCAAAAGGCAAUGUAUAUUAAAGGAAACAGGUGAUCAAAUCUCAUUUAAUAACAAUCACCCCUACUAUUACCAAAUUCAACAACAGCUGUUUUGUUCAAGAAGGUUAUGGGCUGAUUUUGUUGCUUCAGAUGGAAAGGCUAUAUUUGUUCUGAACACUGCUUACUGCCAGAAAUUUUGGGAACAGCAACUACCCAGGCUUAGGAAAUUUUAUUAUGACAUUAUUUUAUUGGAGCUUGCAUAUCCUCGGGUUAAGUUUGGACACAGUAGAAUUGGUAAACUUGGAAUUACAUAUGAAUCUCUCAGCACUGUUGUAAGAGAGGAAUAAUUAUUAUACAAAUACCAUUGAAUUAUUAGGGCUGC